Ochotona curzoniae (black-lipped pika) is the source of this 1530-nucleotide messenger RNA. It is a transcript of the gene SPNS3, whose product is annotated as sphingolipid transporter 3 (putative). The transcript has 12 exons. Gene Ontology annotation, molecular function: transmembrane transporter activity. The record is from RefSeq and is a predicted model, not a curated record. Gene Ontology annotation, biological process: transmembrane transport. NCBI's taxonomy places the organism in Eukaryota, Metazoa, Chordata, Mammalia, Lagomorpha, Ochotonidae. Bases 1 to 1530 code for a protein of 509 amino acids. Gene Ontology annotation, cellular component: membrane.
AUGUCAGCCGAGUGGCCCGAGUCUGGGCCAGAAGGGCUGCAGGGCGGCCAGUCCCCGGGGCCAGGCCAGAGUCAGGGACCCUCAGCGGCGGGUCGGGGUCCCCUGGGGGCCCCCUGGAGCGUGCCCCCCUGGAGAGCGCACACAGCCGCUGCUGUCCUCUGCUACGUCAACCUGUUGAAUUACAUGAACUGGUUCAUCAUCGCAGGAGUUCUGCUGGACGUGCAGGAGACUUUUCAGAUUGGUGACAGCCACGCCGGCUUACUUCAGACGGUCUUCAUCGGCUGCCUGCUGCUGUCUGCACCUGUGUUUGGCUACCUGGGUGACCGGCACAGCCGCAAGGCCACACUCGUCUUCGGGCUCCUGCUGUGGUCAGGGGCUGGUCUCGCCGGCUCCUUCAUCCCCAGUCAGUACUCCUGGCUCUUCUUCCUGUCCCGGGGGGCUGUGGGUACCGGCGCGGCCAGCUACUCCACCAUCGCGCCCACUGUGCUGGGCGACCUCUUCGUGGGGGACCAGCGGACCCGCGUGCUGGCUGUCUUCUACAUCUUCAUCCCUGUUGGAAGCGGGCUGGGCUACGUGCUGGGGUCGGCUGUGGCGGAGCUGACUGGGAACUGGCAUUGGGCCCUCCGGAUCCUGCCGUGCCUGGAGACCGUGGCUUUGAUCCUGCUUAUCCUGCUGGUUCCAGACCCACCCCGAGGAGCUGCCGAGAAGCAAGGGGUUAUGGCCACAAAGUACCCAAGGAGCAGCUGGUGUGAGGAUGUCAGAUACCUGGGGCGAAACUGGAGCUUCGUGUGGUCGACCCUCGGGGUGACAGCCAUGGCCUUUGUGACGGGUGCCCUUGGCUUCUGGAUGCCCAAGUUCCUGUUCGAAGCCCGCGUGGUCCACGAGCUGCAGCUUCCCUGCUACCGGGAGCCGUGCGGCAGCCAGGACAGCCUGAUUUUCGGGGCAUUGACCAUUGUGACUGGCAUCGUUGGGGUCAUCCUGGGGGCAGAGGCAUCAAGGAGGUACAAGAAGAUCAACCUCAGGGCUGAGCCCCUCAUCUGCGCCUUCAGCCUGCUUAUGGCAGCCCCCUGUCUCUACCUGGCUCUUGUCCUGGCCUCGGUCUCCCUGGUGGCCUCUUACGUGUUCCUGGCCCUUGGAGAGCUGCUUCUCUCUUGUAACUGGGCAGUGGUUACCGACAUCUUGCUGUCCGUGGUGGCGCCCAGAUGCCGGGGGACAGCAGAGGCAUUACAGAUCACAGUGGGCCACAUGCUGGGGGACGCUGGCAGCCCCUACCUCACUGGACUCAUCUCUAGUGUCCUGCGUGCCCGGCGCCCCGACUCCUACCUGCAGCGCUUCCUCAGCCUGCAACAGAGCUUCCUGUGUUGUGCCUUUGUCAUCGUCCUGGGCGGCGGCUGCUUCUUGCUAGCCUCACUGCACCUACAGGAAGACCAGGCUCAGGCCCAGCAGCUUGGCCCAGGGACCCUGGAUGACAAAAACACAGAGCGCCAAAACCUGCUUCCUAGUGCUGGUGACCCCACAGAAGUGUACUGA